This is a messenger RNA of Zymoseptoria tritici IPO323, 3783 nucleotides long. RefSeq lists its product as uncharacterized. The transcript is spliced from 4 exons. The record is from RefSeq and is a predicted model, not a curated record. The coding region runs from base 1 to 3783 and encodes 1260 amino acids. Lineage: Eukaryota; Fungi; Ascomycota; Dothideomycetes; Mycosphaerellales; Mycosphaerellaceae.
AUGUCCUCGGAGAGAUGCUCCGCCAACAGCAGUCCGCUCUCCCGCGAGGGUCAGACACCGACCGCGCCGCCAGCUGGUCGGCAAGACCAUCAGCAUCGCCCUGCCCUUGCGGGACGGCGGACUGCUGUGUGGUUGACUCUCGCUCCGAUCCUCUUUGCGUACAGCAAACUUGUGUUGAUUGCCAUCCUCACGGUGAUCAUGCUUCCCGUCCUCGUCUUUGCGGUGCUGCUUCUCUGGGCGGUGGAGCUGGAGGACCCCGAGCGGGUGAGGUGGGUCCUUGGUCUGCCGAGGAAGUGGUGGGUUGCGGUGCAGCAAACAAUUGUCGACAUCCUCCGGCGAUACCUUGGCGGUCCAGCAGCACAUACCACUCCUACCCGCCCAGAGCAGCAGAGAGCGCUUCCGGCAAGAUCACCUUGGUCCAAAUCUGCUGAUAUGGCGGUCCCGACAACAACACAUUACUGGUGGGGUCGAUUGAAGAUUCACUUUGGCAGCAACGCUGCGAAGGAGGCGUUUCGGAAUAUCGUCAAAUCGAAGCCAAACCCAAUUUCCUGCCCGAACAGAACAUCCUCCGCACACAUCGACAACUUGUCCGAAGAUGAUGAAGGUCAAGAAGGUCCAAAUCAUCUCGGCACCUACUCGAAGCAAUACACAUUGGACCACCCUGAGAUCAAGUGGAUGCAUCGAGGUUCAGGACGCUACGUCAAAGCCGAUGACUUGAGACCCGAUUUUCCAGUCACUUCACCACGUUCGACCCGACAAGUUGCUGCGGAGCACUACCCUGUCGCGCCACCAUUCACCGAUGAGCAAUUAGACGAGCUGCACGCAAUCCUCGGCGAGCAGUUUGAUAUCCAUAGGAAGGUCAUCAAUCCAGCUUGCAAGCCGAACUGGAGCCCAACGCAAAAGUCCCAGUUCAACAGCAUCUGGGCCCUCAUCAAGCAAACCCCGAAAAGUCAAUGGCACACCUUACCUGCACUGGUACAACAGACUGGUCAUUCUGGGAUGAUUCACAAAUGGAUCGUAGCCGUCGAACAACAAAUGCCGCAAUUGGGUACGAGUGAAUCGCGCAGCCGCUUGACCCGCCAAGCCAAGACUACUUCAUAUGUGGAACAACGCCGCAGUUCACGACCUCGCAAUUCUGUCAACAACAUCUUCGAUAGCGACGACGAGGCUGGCGACGAGAGUGACGAACCAGAAGAUCAAGAAAUUAUGUCCGACAACGGGAACGAGGAACCGCCUGCGCUCAGCAUGAAUGAUACGGUGCACGCCGAUGACCUUCAUCUCUACCCUGGCCAGGCAUUCUAUCACACAGGCAACAGAUUCUAUCGCCCUGGAAUCGGUCCGCAUGGCGCACAUGGUAGCAUCGCCAUCAACGAGCACGGAGUCAAACGCAAAUACAGCGACUUCAUCGAGGAAACAAAGGCGGCAAAAGAUGAUGAUGACGAAUCGGAGCUUGCUGAUUCACGAGGAACAUUUUCAAAGGAAUACGUCCAGCGACAUCCUGAAAUCGCAUUCAAGCAUCGUGGCAAAGGAAGAUAUCGACGGUGCAGCGAUAUUGCAACAGCCUCGGCCACGCCAGUCGCAUCCUCAGAACGCCGGUCGAGUCGAGCUGACAACUCGUUCACCAAAGACUACGCAGAGAGCCACUUUAGUGAUGAGUUCACGCGCAGUGGUCGAGGGAAGCGCAACUCAAAAGCGCGCAUGGAAAUGGAGGAGUCGCUCGGUGUGCUAUUCGACAAGCAUUACGUGGACACACAUCCGAACGAGCUCUUCCACCAUCGAGGUCAAGGGAAAUAUGCACGUGGACCUCGGAAUAUCCGUGCGCCUGCCUCGAAGGAGGAAGUACCGCCGCCCGCGUCUGUCGUUGAGGAAGCUUUCGAUGAAGGACUGGUCAGCUCCCAAUACGUCGACUCGCACCCGAAUGAGACAUUUCACCAUCGUGGGCAAGGCAAAUGGGCUCGCGGUCUACCACCACCAGGAAGCUCUAACAAGACUGCGGUGCGUGGACCGGGCAGGGACGGCAUGAUGGAUGAGGAGGUGGAUGCAGAAGGCAAUCGACCGCCGGGGCUCACUGCGCUUGUGCUGAAGGUUGAUGGUCCCGAAAAGUGGCCGAAUCUCCACUGGGUGUAUCGCGGUGGUGGGAAAUGGUGCCGAACAUCGAAGGAGGAAAUCCAGAGAGCCGCGAUGCCCCCAGCUCCACCUCGCAGACCACGCACAUCAGUGUAUGCAAGAGUACGAACAAGUGGUGCCGAUGCUCAGCUCCAGCGCGAAAGUCUUGCCGCAGAAGAGUCCAUCGGUGGAACUCGCUGGAGCGGCCAGGAUACAACCAAGAGCCAGUCCUCCCCUCGCCAGCCGAAGACUUCCCGCCGGCGCGGCGUGCGCACAACCCUCGCGAACAAUGAAUCCAAAAACUCCUCCAACUCGCAAUCGAAAGCACCCACUCCCCGCCCGGCCCUCCUGUCCCCAGAAGAAGACAUCCUCACCGACAUCGACUUUCCCACCCUGUACAAACCCGACUGGACGCCGGCUGACUUAGGCGGUAAUACCGACCAAGCCAGCCGCAUUCAAGCACGGAAGUACAGAUCCAUAGUCGGUCCGGAACCAUACGUCACAGCCCUCACCAAACACGAUCCUGCUGUGCGCUCACUCUCGAACCUCAAGCUCCUCGCCGCAAACGCUCAACAAGCCCUCCUGGCCCUCCAAGCAGAGUACCUCGACCUGGACAAGAUCGUCGCAAUCCAUCCCAUGAACGGCAAGAAAGAGCGCAAACCCGUCAAAGGCGGACGGCAAACCGUCGAGCCAGCCGUCUUCGAAGACAGAAAAGAAGCACUGCUGUACGACUACACUUUCGACCCACGCAAGAUCGGGUACCAAGACCCCGAUGCACAACGCAUCAUCCGCGACGACGAAGGAAGAGAACUCCGCCGGAGGAGAAAUCGAGUCGGCGCCGACAAUUCCCUCCCAAAUGGUGUCAAUUAUGGCGACGGCGAAAUGACAGCCAAACGCACUGUGAAGCCCAUCUCCCGGUUCGACGGCGUAGUCGUGCAAGCUCCUAGGAAGAGAUCACGACUCUCGACUGCGCCGGGGAAUGAUGAGACGCCCUCUCAAUCCCGUCCUGAGACACCAGUGCAGAACGAAGCUGAAGGCGCUCGACCUUCCCGACAGCGAGGCCGAGCGGGAGAACAUGUCCCCAAGCGUAUCCGCGAAUUGAGACAUGGAAGCGUGCCGGCUUCGGGAAGGAGCGCGAGUGAAGAGUCGACGGCGCGGAUAGGAGCGAGUGUCGCUGGGAGCGUCGUCGAUGGAGAUGUGUCCGAUCCUCUCGACAUUCGGAAUCUCAUCAAUGACAACGGCAACGGAGAAGGCGAUAUGUCGGCGACCAUCAACCCCUCCAUCGAAGUCCCACCACCAAGCAAUGAAGCCUACUCCGCCAACAUCGAUGCCUUCGCCAAUAACGCUGCUGUCUCACCUGCUGGCUCUCCGGGUCCACUUGGUGAAAUGACUUCUGCCAUGAUGGUCGCUCGCAAGGGUCGCCCGCCGGGAAGUAAGAAUCUUCACAAGCGGAGGGAUGCUGGCAUCAAGAAGGGUCCUAGGAAGCCGAAGGUUGUGGGCGGUGAGGAAACUAGUACGAGCGUGGAGCCGGAUGGUGGUGGAGAUGAAUAUGGAGAUGUGAUGAUGGCUGAUGAGGGGGCGGGUACAGAGGGUGUGGAGUCACCUGUGCGUGCGCCUGCGGCUGCGGCUGGGUUUGGGAGUGGCUUUGGAGGUAUGGGGAUUGGGAUGUUGAUUUGA